AUGAAUUUAUACUUUUGGAAUAUUAGAGGGCUGAACAAGUCCUCUAAGCAACAUCUGGUAAAACUUUUUAUAGCUCAAUAUCAUCUAUCUUUUAUUGCUUUACUGGAAACAAAAAUUAGUGACAGGAGAAUGCCUAUCAUUGCUAAGAGAAUAGCAAAAGACUGGAAUUGCAUUACUAAUACUGGUUAUGCUAGUAAAAUCAGGAUUAUGAUACUGUGGGAUCCAAAUGUCCUGGAUAUAAAUUUUGAAAACUUUUCAGCUCAACAAAUUACUUGCACUGUUAAAUCUCUUGAUGGAAGCUUUAAUAGUGUUAUCUCAACUAUCUAUGGACUCAACCAUAUUGAAGGGCGAAAGGAUCUAUGGAAUGAAUUAAGGAUCAUUCAAAACUCAAUUGGGAACUCUCCUUGGCUCUUGUGUGGAGAUUUCAAUUCUAUUAUUAGCAAUGAUGAAAAAUUGGGAGGAUCUUUACUUACUGAGGCUGACUUCAAGGAUUUCAAUGACUUCAUUCAGGACUCAAUGCUAAAUCACUUGAAAACCAUUGGUUGUUUCUACACAUGGAAUAAUAAACAGGAUGAUAUCUCCAGAAUUUGGUGCAGUCUGGACAGAGCUUUGGUUAAUGAUUCUUGGAUCCAUAAUUUCAAUUCUAGCCAGGUUGAAUUCCUUCUUCCAAGCUUCUCAGACCAUUCUCCUGCUUUGGUCUCCAUUCUAGAAGACAGAAUUCAAGGUAAAAGGCCUUUUAAAUACUUCAAUAUGUGGGCUAAGCAUGACAAAUUCCUUACUGCAGUGUCAAGUAUUUGGCAAUCAUAUAUUCCAGGUUGUAAAAUGUAUUCAGUUCAUACAAAAUUUAAAAACCUAAAAGGAGUUCUUAAAGAUAUGAACAAGAGGCAUUUCCACAACAUCAGUGAACAAGUCCUGAGAGCAAAUCAAAACUUGGAAGAAGCUCAACAUAAUCUUCAGGCUAACCCUCUAUGUUAA
Asparagus officinalis (garden asparagus) is the source of this 975-nucleotide messenger RNA. RefSeq lists its product as uncharacterized. Gene Ontology annotation, molecular function: catalytic activity. NCBI's taxonomy places the organism in Eukaryota, Viridiplantae, Streptophyta, Magnoliopsida, Asparagales, Asparagaceae. The record is from RefSeq and is a predicted model, not a curated record. The transcript has a single exon. The coding region runs from base 1 to 975 and encodes 324 amino acids.